This is a messenger RNA of Carcharodon carcharias (great white shark), 2392 nucleotides long. It is a transcript of the gene asb6, whose product is annotated as ankyrin repeat and SOCS box containing 6. Bases 178 to 1467 code for a protein of 429 amino acids. Gene Ontology annotation, biological process: intracellular signal transduction; protein ubiquitination. NCBI's taxonomy places the organism in Eukaryota, Metazoa, Chordata, Chondrichthyes, Lamniformes, Lamnidae. The transcript is spliced from 7 exons. The record is from RefSeq and is a predicted model, not a curated record. Gene Ontology annotation, molecular function: protein binding. Gene Ontology annotation, cellular component: BRCA1-BARD1 complex.
UUUGGAUCGGGUCAGGUUCCUGGAUCCGAAUCUUCCUGUUGGAGGAACCGGAAAGGCCGGAACCUUUCUCCCGGCGAUGGCGGAUGUGCCUCCGCCCGGCCGGAUUAGACAUUGUGUUUCCGGUGGCGGAGAGGAUGUGCUUUGUGUCGAUUGCUGCUCAGUGAGAGUGGAGAAACCAUGCCUUACCUGCAUGGAUUCCGACGCAUCAUCUUUGAGUAUCAGCCGCUGGUUGAUGAGAUUCUCAGAGUCGCGGAGUUAGAGGAAGCCAGCAGAGAGGCCGGUCAUGGAAUUCCAGGCAGUUGCAGUGAGGGCCCUGUGGGUGGAGCGGACUCAACAGCUCUGCUGGAACUGCUGGAGAGAGAAUCCCAAUCGGCCUUCUACGAGGAAGCUGUCAGUUAUUCACUGUUCAAAGUGUCGGAGGCUGGGCUGGUCAGUGCUGCCGAGAAGCUGCUGCAGCAUGGAGCUGACCUCAACUUCGAAGAUCCUGUCACAUAUUACACAGCCUUGCAUGUGGCGGUCCUACGCAACCAGCCCGAUGUGGUGGAAUUGCUAGUUCGGCAUGGAGCAGACAUCAACAAGAGGGACCGGGUUCACAGCAGCAGCCCACUAGACUUGGCGAGUGAGGAGGUGGAACGUUUACCAUGCCUGCGAAGGCUCCUUGACCUUGGCGCUGAUAUAAACGGGAUCGACAAGACCGGAAAAUCAGCCUUGCUGCACUCACUGGCCAGCAGUGAUGGAGUGCACGUGCACAACACCGACAACAUCAAGCUGCUUCUUGAGAGGGGUGCAGAUGUGAAAGCAACCAUGAUGGAUGGCGAUAAUGUCUUCACAUUUAUCAUCUUCCUCCUGGGCGAGACCGAAGGUAGAGACCAGGAAGAGGCUGAGACCCUCAGAGACUUCUGUCUGCAGACCACCCAGCUGUUGCUGGCUCACUCUGCUAAACCUGACACCUGUCAGCCCGAGGACUCCCUCAUCUAUGCCUGCAUCAACCAGUUUGAAGUCCACCUUCCCAUCAUCAGGGUUCUCCUUGACUCUGGGGCUUCCAACCAUUGUCCUGAGCACGGCCCUAUCUGCUGGUCUGGAUUCACCCUUCUCUUUGAGAGACUGCGUGUAUUGUUAAACGGCCCAGAGUCCAUGCUUCCGCACCAAGAAGCCUUGCGACGUGCAGACAUGGCCCUGGAGCUGAUGGUGGGUAGUGUAUCUCGUCCCCAGCUCUCUCCAGGCUGGGAGAUUAAACCUACAGCCUACCCCAACUACACGGACCAAGUGAUGGCGCUCUCCAGGCCCCUGAAGCUGCUGCAGUUUUCUCCAGCCUCACUGAAGCACCUGUGCAGGGUGGACAUUCGACGACUCCUGAGGCCCGUUCCUUUGGAUGCCAAGGUGAAGUCCUUGCCUCUUCCAGACCGGUUGAAGUGGUUUCUGUUGAUGGAAAACAGCAAAGAUGAGGAAGAGGAGAUGCAGCAGUAACAGCCGAGGGCACCUUGGCAGCGAUUUGAAGACUGACCUGUGCCUGAGAUUGGAGGAACUACUUUUUUUUGACUUUUGCAUUGCGUCUGCAAUAGAUAAUCUUCAAAAUACAAUGCCAUUUGACUGCUUGAACCCAGUAUUAGGAUAAUACAGGAUCACCGACAGUCUCGUAGAUCAAAGUAGCACAAGUGUUGUUCCUUGUCCCUAGCUGUCUCUGGUGUGCUUUACUAUAGGUCUUAAGUAUAAAUGUGAUCGUGACAUCUAGAAGUGGAUGAUCACUAAGGGUUUCUAUUGACCUGGGGACCCAGUUUGGGCACUGCCCCUUUUCUCUAGUAAUGUAUUGGAAUCUUAGCUGGUCAUUAAACAUGGGCCAAAUACAAACGUAGACCGUGAAGAGGCUGUAAUUUUCUUGUUUUAUCUGGGAAGAAUCCAUGAAGAAUGAUUCCUGUCAAUCUGCCCAUUCCGCUGUCUCUCUCAUGUCCCUGCUUUUAGUUCUCAAUGAUUGUAAGCAGAUUCGAGAAGGCUGAACUUGGAUCCCUACAGUGGGCCUUGCACUCAGGGAGCUGGGUUGCGUUCCUCCUUUGCUUGAGACACCCCACCACCACCAAAGCCAGAUGAGGGAAUGUCCAAGUGAGAGGCCAGUGAUUUGAGUGGGAAUGAGGAUGGUUAUCUGGGGCCCCUCAGUGAUUGCUGCGUGACCAUGGAAAGUCGUUACUCCCACCCCAGCUACAUUUUUAAGAUGCUGAUAGACUUACCUCUGCAUUUCCAGAGACCAAACUCUGUGGGUCAGACUUUAUGUUGACUAACUUUCCUUUCUCUGCCGGGUGCAAGAGGACAAGAUGUAUGUAAGCACUGCUCAGUGUCAACAGCUCCCUGAAUGAAAACAGGAAUUGGUUUAAAUCAGUAAAUUUGUGCAUUGACAUGA